Sinocyclocheilus anshuiensis is the source of this 1995-nucleotide messenger RNA. RefSeq names its product synaptotagmin-1-like. NCBI's taxonomy places the organism in Eukaryota, Metazoa, Chordata, Actinopteri, Cypriniformes, Cyprinidae. The record is from RefSeq and is a predicted model, not a curated record. The transcript is spliced from 12 exons. Gene Ontology annotation, cellular component: dense core granule; axon; plasma membrane. The coding region runs from base 511 to 1770 and encodes 419 amino acids. Gene Ontology annotation, biological process: calcium ion-regulated exocytosis of neurotransmitter; synaptic vesicle endocytosis. Gene Ontology annotation, molecular function: calcium-dependent phospholipid binding; calcium ion binding; clathrin binding.
UUCUCUCUCCCUCCCUCUCUCUAAUUCAGGACUGGAUGCAUGCACGAUCUGGUUUUUAACAGGGAUAGCACCAUUACCAUGCACACUACUCCCUGUAGGCUCAGCAGAGAAUAGCGACAACAGCAGUUCUCUCUCUCCCACUCUCUCCACCUCUACCAGACAAGACUCCUCCUCUCCAUCUCUCUGUGACUCCCUCUCUCUCUUGCAUAUGAUCUGUACUUCACUUCCUCCCAGCUGAAGCAGGAGAUAACAGCACACUACACACAGUGAACACAAAAGAAGAACCGGAGAAGAAAAGGAAGAGACAGCUGUACUUUCUGUAGGCAAUGCGUGGUUGGGCCUGCUGAGCUGAAUGUUCCUCACCAAAGGGCAGGCUAUCAGCAGGAAAUAAACAAGCCAAGAUCUGAAGAACGCUGCUCCCUGUGACUUCAGUAAGAGAGAGAGUCUGAGGCCAGCUUCAGCAGCAAGCUACCUUGAGUUAAAGCUUCUGCCUGGCUGCCACAUCCAGCGAUGAGUCGAAGGGAGGCUCUGGUGGGGAACCCUGUGCCUAGUGCAGCGCCUGAGGUAUCAGGCAACAGCACAGAGGCAGCAGGACCCGGUCCCCACGAGACCAAAGAUGAGAUGUUCUCCAAAGUCAAAGACAAGUUCAUGAAUGAACUGCACAAAAUCCCACUGCCAUCAUGGGCCAUCGUUGCCAUUGCGUUUGUUGCUGUUGUACUAGUUGUUUCCUGCUGCUUCUGCAUCUGCAAAAAGUGGAUAUUCAAGAAGAAGAACAAGAAAAAGGGCAAAGACAAGGGCAAGAAUGCCAUCAACAUGAAGGACGUCACUGACGGUAUCAAAACCGAGGCCUUGAAGGAUGAGGAUGAUGCAGAAACAGGGCUGACGGAUACAGAGAAAGAGGUGGAGUCUAAGGAAGAAGAGAAACUUGGCAAAUUACAGUACUCCUUGGAUUACAAUUUCACAGAGAAUACGCUCAUAGUGGGGAUCAUCCAAGCAGCAGAGCUGCCCGCUAUGGAUAUGGGUGGCACUUCUGACCCCUAUGUGAAGGUCUACCUUCUUCCAGACAAGAAGAAGAAAUUUGAGACCAAGGUCCACCGGAAGACACUGAAUCCCGUUUUCAAUGAGCAAUUCACCUUUAAGGUUCCCUACACUGAGCUUGGAGGGAAAACUCUGGUGAUGACGGUGUAUGACUUUGACCGCUUCUCCAAACACGAUGCUAUUGGAGACGUGAAGGUGCCCAUGAAUAAGGUCGACUUUAGUCAUGUGACUGAGGAGUGGAGGGACCUCCAGAGCGCUGAGAAAGAAGAGCAAGAGAAGCUGGGUGACAUCUGUUUCUCUCUGCGGUAUGUGCCCACUGCUGGCAAAUUGACCGUGGUCGUUCUGGAGGCCAAGAACCUGAAGAAGAUGGAUGUCGGUGGCCUGUCAGAUCCCUACGUCAAGAUUCACCUGAUGCAGAAUGGCAAGCGGCUGAAGAAGAAGAAGACGACAAUCAAAAAGAACACCCUCAACCCUUACUACAACGAGUCUUUCAGUUUCGAAGUGCCAUUCGAACAAAUCCAGAAAGUUCAAGUUGUUAUAACUGUUCUGGACUAUGACAAGAUUGGCAAGAACGAUGCCAUCGGCAAAGUGUUUGUGGGUUUGAACAGCACAGGCACCGAGAUCCGUCAUUGGUCAGAUAUGCUGGCCAACCCGAGGAGACCCAUCGCUCAGUGGCACGUGCUCAAGCCGGAGGAGGAAGUGGAUGCCCUGCUAGCAGCUCAGAAAAAAUAGAGCAGCCCGUGCCGCUCUUCAUGCACCCUCACUCCUAAUUUCGUGUCUAAGAAAACCGCCUUCUUGGACCACCCCCUUGAGAUGUUGUGUUGUUACGUCGGUUUUGACCCCUCGCCCCCUUCCUUCCUUCCUUCCUUCCGUCGAUAAACUUUCUCUGUCCUUUGUUGUUUCACCUCCAUCCACAACUUUAAAAUCCCCGACCAAAUGUCCCCUUCUUUUAAGCAA